GUUUGGUGUUUGAGGUGUCGUACUCUGCAGCCAUCAAAGACUCCACCAGGAGGCGCUACACCAUCGCCAACGCUGUGUGUCUGAUGGAUACAUGUAAAGGGAAGAGUGUGAUCCUGUCCAGUGCUGCGGAGAAGCCUCUGGAGCUCCGAGGGCCCUGUGACAUCACGAACCUAGGUUUGUUGUUCGUUUUGUCAGACGGAGAAGCAAAGGAAGUCGUUUCCUCUACCUGUCGAUCUGUUGUUAUACAUGCAGAAACCAGGAAGACGGCGAGUGGGAUCAUCUACCGUGAAGAGCUGCAGCGAUUCGCCGCCUGCAGACUGUGAAGCUCCCACAGCCAAGAGAGCCACGCCUCAGCUGACAGAGUGACAGACAGCGGAGGAGGGCGGGGCUUCUGGACAAAUUUAUUAUUUUUACAAACUGUUUAUUUAAUAAAGUUUUUGAAACACGAGUC
Molecule: messenger RNA, 451 nt
Organism: Sander lucioperca (pikeperch)
Lineage: Eukaryota; Metazoa; Chordata; Actinopteri; Perciformes; Percidae
Product: ribonuclease P protein subunit p30-like
Exons: 6
Coding region: 84-323 (79 amino acids)
Biological process (GO): tRNA processing
Cellular component (GO): nucleolar ribonuclease P complex
Molecular function (GO): RNA binding
Source: RefSeq, a predicted model, not a curated record